GAAAGCACAUAAAUUGCAUGGACAAAAUUGCUUGGAUUUCAAGCCAAAGCUAAUUUGUCAAAGAAGUUUUGCAGCAUCUUGACCCUGCCAUGGAGAGCACAAGACUUUGAUAUCUAAGGGAGGAAUGGAAAAGGUGCUGGUAGUGGGUGGAACAAUGGGGAGAGAGAGUGUGAAGCCCAAAACCAAGAUUGUGUGCACUUUGGGACCAUCAAGUAGGUCAGUGGAGAUGCUAGAGAAGCUUCUCAAGGCAGGGAUGAACGUGGCUCGCUUCAACUUCUCUCAUGGUUCUCACUCUUACCACCAAGAGACCCUUGAUAAUCUCAGAACUGCAAUGAGCAACACUGGCAUUCUAUGUGCUGUCAUGUUGGAUACCAAGGGUCCAGAGAUCCGAACUGGGUUCUUGAAAGAAGGAAAGCCCAUACAAAUCCAUAGAGGUCAAGAGAUCACAGUCACAACUGAUUACAGCAUAAAGGGUGAUGAGAGCAUGAUCAGUAUGAGCUACAAGAAGUUGGCACACCAUUUGAGUCCAGGGAGCAAUGUUCUGUGUGCUGAUGGGACAAUCAGUUUUACUGUCAUGGAAUGUGACAAGGAGAAUGGCUUGGUUCGAUGUCGGUGCGAAAAUUCUGCAGUUCUGGGGGAGAGGAAGAAUGUUAACCUUCCUGGAGUGAUUGUUGAUCUUCCAACCUUGACAGAGAAGGACAAGGAGGACAUUCUGCAGUGGGGGGUUCCUAACAAGAUUGACAUCAUUGCUCUCUCUUUUGUUAGAAAAGGUUCAGACCUGGUGGAGGUCAGGAAUCUACUUGGAAAGCAUGCAAAAAGCAUACUUCUCAUGUCCAAGGUUGAAAAUCAAGAGGGCAUUGCCAAUUUUGAUGAAAUACUGGCAAAUUCAGAUGCAUUCAUGGUGGCAAGAGGUGACCUGGGAAUGGAAAUUCCGAUUGAGAAGAUCUUUCUUGCUCAGAAAGUUAUGAUACACAAGUCAAACAUACAAGGCAAGCCUGUGGUGACAGCCACCCAGAUGUUAGAGUCCAUGAUCAAAUCUCCUCGGCCGACGCGAGCCGAGGCCACCGAUGUUGCCAAUGCAGUUCUUGAUGGCACAGACUGUGUUAUGCUUAGUGGGGAAACUGCUGCAGGAGCCUAUCCAGACAUUGCUGUCCAAACCAUGGCUAGAAUUUGUUCCGAGGCAGAGAGUUUCAUAGACUAUGGUGAUCUAUUCAAGAGAAUAAUGGAAACAUCUCCAACUCCAAUGAGUCCUUUGGAGAGCAUGGCUUCAGCUGCAGUUAGGACUGCAAAUUGUAUCAAUGCUGCUCUCAUCCUAGUGCUAACUAGAGGUGGAACCACUUCAAAACUUGUGGCAAAGUAUAGACCCAGCAUGCCUAUUCUGUCUGUGGUAGUUCCUGAGAUAACAACAGAUUCCUUUCAAUGGUUCUGCAGUGAGGAAACCCCAGCAAGGCAUAGCCUUAUCUACAGAGGUCUAAUACCUGUUUUGGGCACAGGUUCUUGUGGAGCUUCACAGAGUGAGUCAACAGAAGAAACCAUAGAGUUUGCUCUUGCAUAUGCAAAGAAAACUGAGCUUUGCAAGCUUGGAGACUCUGUUGUAGCACUGCACCGAGUUGAGUCUGCUACUGUGAUCAAGAUAUUGGAUGUUAACUGAAGACACGAGAAUAUUAGGACUAAUCCCUUGUUUUGUGUUUUGCACGUUUUAGUUUUAGGUUUGUUUUUACUCUCUUACUAGUUCAAGUUUUCAUAUAACAGCUUUUGCUCUCUUUAUGAUUUAAUUGAA
Messenger RNA from Cajanus cajan (pigeon pea), 1780 nucleotides. Its product is annotated as pyruvate kinase, cytosolic isozyme. Gene Ontology annotation, molecular function: pyruvate kinase activity; potassium ion binding; magnesium ion binding. NCBI's taxonomy places the organism in Eukaryota, Viridiplantae, Streptophyta, Magnoliopsida, Fabales, Fabaceae. The record is from RefSeq and is a predicted model, not a curated record. Gene Ontology annotation, biological process: glycolytic process.